CUUCAUUUUUCCGUACGUCAACAAAAUAAGGCAAACCCAGUGCCGGACAGUUUAACAAACAUAUAUGUUUUUAAUCGACAGGUGCUUGUUUGACGUUUUUAAUUCGUGGACACGAUGUCUUCCCCUUCACAUUUUAGUGUACAAAUGUCGGCAAUAAUGGAUGUUCUGUCAAAGGCAGCAGUAGCCGAAAUUACCAAGCUGGUCGAGGACGAGUCCGUCGUACUACGACUUGAAAUUAGUCAGAGAGACGGUGAAAUACUAGAACUCAAAAGAAGUUUGAGACAGAUGGAAGUGGAUCUUUUUGAAGCGCAAGAAUCCAUCGCUAAAGCAGACGCCUCGAGAUGUCCAGAAGAGAUCAAUGCGUUUGGAGAGUACGGGCUUCAAGGUAGAGAUAAAGUUGAACAUGAUUUUAGUAUACCCCUCGGAGCAGAGCAGAACCACAUCCAUGAGCAGAUGGACCCGAGAGUGAAGAUCAAGUCUGAGCCGCUGGACGAAAGGGAUCAGCCUCCACUAAUGAAUCCAGUCAAUACAGAGCUAGCAGAGAUCGAUAAGUUGGCCUUUGACCCUGAAGAGGACAUGGUCUCUCCCUGGCCAUCCAGCGCUGUCUUUGAGGACGUGUCCGUCGAACAAACCCAUCCAACAGAUCCCGCUCAACAUGGAACAACGACCCACUGGAAUUCGGCCGGAGCACCCAAGCUUUGCGGCGCGUCACUGAUGAAGGAAGCGCCCCAGGUACCACCAAUGUGCACAGGAAGUACAAUUUUGCCGUCUAACACCUCAACAGAAUUCCCCUAUUUGUCCGGCGAGGGCGAGGGCGAGGGCGAAGCCAUGCAAUGCCGGCGUCUCAUACAGGCGGGACUCCUACCAACAGACCUGCAAAGGUGGAAUUCCGUCGGCAACUUUUUCGGGGACAACGCCCCCAGUAGAAAACCCUCCAUGGCGGGGAAGAUGGCGAGAGGUUGGCGAGCCAAUCAAAAGCCUCCACAGUCCAGCCACAGUCACUUCCUCCACAGGACUCAAAAGCCCUACAAGUGUCAGGAGUGCGGCAAGUCGUUCACGCAGCGGACCCGGCUGAACUCGCACCAGAGCGUCCACACGGGGGAGAGGCCCUUCAGCUGUCAGAUCUGUGGCAAGCUGUUCUCCCGCCAGGACAACUGCGUCCGCCACGAGCGCUUCCACAGCGGGAUCAAGCCCUACAGGUGUGAAACGUGCGGGAAAUGCUUCACGGCCCUGAGUAACGUCAAAAUACACCAGGAGAUCCACAGACGAGGGCAAUAACAUGCCGGGAUCGAACCCGGGUCGCUGCGAUCAGGACUGAGGCUUUAUGGUACGUGCGCCCCCCCCCCCCCCCCCCCCCCCCCCCCCCCCCCCGGUGAGCCACCUGGGGGGGGCCCCACUGUGUGGAACUCGGCCCGGCAUCAGGCCUUCCCGAUAGCUGGCCCCGACGAGAAGCGUCAGACUAUUAACUCGAUAAACUCGGGGAACAAAUCACUUAAGGGCUGAUUAUGGUCCCUCGUUCACGCGACGCAAAGGACCACGCAGACGCUUAGUGAACCUGUUUAUGGUUCUGCGUCGGGUUUUAGUGAGCGGACCAAUCACAGCCCUCGCUGCUGCGUCCCCUCAACGGAAGGUUACGAUUUUUUGGGGGCGCACGUCCGGCCCUUGUGGUGGACACAAGGAGGGUCCGCAAGGACAUAAGGGGUCCGUCACCCCCUUGCGUUGCGUGAACGUGGAACCAUAAAGAGCCCUUUAUGGGUCUGUAACCCCCUUGUGUUGAGUGAUCGUGGAACCAUAAUCAGCCCUUUACUCUGCGUUUGUGCUAUUGGUUUAUUUAUUUAUUUGUUCUUAUUGUAAUUUGCUCCUGUGUUUUAAAAGUCAUUCACAUGACCAAUAUUUGUAACAUUUAAUUAGUUUAAGGGUUAUGUAUUACACAUAAUGAACAAUGCAACAAGCAUGUCCUUAAAGGUUGCGUCAGCGAUUCUAGGCCAAAACAUAAAUGAUCACAUUCAUCUGAUCUUUCCUCACGAUCCACUAGCUUCCCGCCCAAUAAGCAGGCAGUAAAAAAAAAAAUGUUUGCGCUGCAUUUAUGAUAGUUUUUACUGGAUGCACGAAACACGGAAGAGAGGGGCGAGCUGGCUCUGUUUGUUCGGGAUCUCGCUUCAACUACCAACAGAAGAGACGUCGCCCAACAUCGCUGACGCAACCUUUAAUAUGUACGUUUUUGAACGGCCCUUAACUAAACAGUUUGGAUAGGGUUCGAAUGCUCAACUACGAUAGCGCCGUCUAAUACUGUUAAAUUAACGUCACAGGUAGUACAUAUUAAAGAGACGCUGUUGAGGCAAACUACUACAUUUGAUCUGACUCUACACCCCUAUCCCCCUCUCCCUCCACAACUCCAUUACAAGCUAAACUUUGCAUUGUUUACUAGUGUUAUUACACUGACCGGACACUAAUGCAAAGUGUAUUCCACGUUUUCAUACAAACAUACUAGGAUAAUUUCAGACUAAAUAGUGAGUGUGAAAGGCCCCUUAAGGUCGAUGCAUUAGAGUUUUGAAGAUAUGAGGGAAUUGUGUAUUAGCCUCUUGUUUUGCUUGAUGUAUUCCACUUUUUCUACCAGUAAGCAUUUUUUAAAUAAAGUGAUUGUGAUGGUG
Messenger RNA from Gadus morhua (Atlantic cod), 2651 nucleotides. Its product is annotated as zinc finger and SCAN domain-containing protein 22. The coding region runs from base 115 to 1278 and encodes 387 amino acids. The record is from RefSeq and is a predicted model, not a curated record. Gene Ontology annotation, cellular component: nucleus. Gene Ontology annotation, biological process: embryo development; regulation of transcription by RNA polymerase II. NCBI's taxonomy places the organism in Eukaryota, Metazoa, Chordata, Actinopteri, Gadiformes, Gadidae. Gene Ontology annotation, molecular function: DNA-binding transcription factor activity, RNA polymerase II-specific; RNA polymerase II transcription regulatory region sequence-specific DNA binding. The transcript has 2 exons.